CCCACGUCUUAUCGAUAACAUAUCCUUACCAGGUACCGCCUAAAGACCUCCAUUUUUAGAAGGUUCGGACAAGAUAGAACACCGAUGAACGAGACUACUCAAGUACACUCCUAGCAAAAUGGUAUAUGAAGAUACUUUCAAUUUAAAGAAUUGGGGAAAUGAGGGGCACGCCAAGCUUUAACUUGUCCGUCAGUCCGUCUUCUGCGGUGAACAUGAUGUCUUUGACUCACGGUAGAUGAGUUAUACUUUAGCUGUACCGUAAGAAACUGGAUACUGGCAGCUGUAUAAGAAGCUUUAUUUUCCUCUCUAUUACGCGCCAAUCGUAAUUCCUCAUAGCUUAAACUCAUUUCAUUCGAAUUCUAUGAAAUCUGUUUCCUUAAUUUUUUCAUUAAAAUCGUACGUUUAUCUACAACCAUGUCCUCGGCCAAGAGACUAGUAGUAUGCGGCGGCAAUGGCUUCAUAGGAAGCCGGGUAUGUAAAUAUGCCGUUGCUAGGGGGUGGGAUGUGACCUCCGUCAGUCGUUCCGGCGAACCAAAGUGGAACGCCGUCACAUCCUCUAGCACACCACCGCAGUGGGCCCGGAAAGUGAGCUGGGAACGAGCGGAUAUUCUCCGACCAGCUACUUACGCACCACUCCUCAAGGGUGCCGACUACGUCGUGCACAGUAUGGGCAUAUUGCUCGAAGCAGACUAUAAAGGUGUAUUAUCAGGCCAAGAAUCACCCCUCACCGGCCUCCGGAAAGCCUUCAACACAGCACCACAACCAGGCAAUCCACUCGAGCGCAAAGUCCCGGACGGCAGCAACAGCGAUAUCCGGCCCCCGGAAACCAAGGAUCAACUAACAUACGAGAACAUGAACCGCGACAGCGCCGUCAUGUUAGCCAAAGAAGCUGCUCGUGAAAACGUGUCCGCGUUCGCAUUCCUCUCAGCUGCCGGCGGUGCUCCCGUCCUACCCGCCCGAUACAUAUCAACAAAACGCGAAGCUGAAAGCACUAUCGCCAGCGAAUUUCCACGUAUGCGCGGGAUAUUUAUCCGCUCGCCUUUCGUCUACGAUAACUCGCGGCCCAUAACAGUAGGCAUGGCAGCCAUGACCGGAGCCGGCGCACUUUUCAACGGCGCCACACGUGGCAUACUAGGUAACUUCAUGGGUGCAGCCGGCGUCAAGCCCCUAAAAGCUGACGUUGUAGCUGAAGCGCUCGUCGAAGCCCUAGGCGACUCGUCUGUAAAAGGCCCCAUUGAGGUACCCGAAAUUGAAGAACUAGCAAACAAAUCGUGGCGAAGGAGUAUGGCUUAAAAAAAAAAAUCUCAUCUCAACUUAACUCGAAAAAUUCCGGGCUUUGUAUUAAUAAUGCACCUCCUAUAAACUGUAUCAUAACCACCCUCUCAAAACGCCUUGGAAAUACCAUAUUGGUGGUAA
Molecule: messenger RNA, 1416 nt
Organism: Hypoxylon trugodes
Lineage: Eukaryota; Fungi; Ascomycota; Sordariomycetes; Xylariales; Hypoxylaceae
Product: NAD(P)-binding protein
Exons: 2
Coding region: 415-1293 (292 amino acids)
Cellular component (GO): mitochondrion
Molecular function (GO): protein-containing complex binding
Source: RefSeq, a predicted model, not a curated record